Ramularia collo-cygni is the source of this 723-nucleotide messenger RNA. RefSeq names its product related to related molecular chaperone. Gene Ontology annotation, molecular function: ATPase activator activity; protein-folding chaperone binding. The transcript has a single exon. The coding region runs from base 1 to 723 and encodes 240 amino acids. Gene Ontology annotation, biological process: [2Fe-2S] cluster assembly; protein complex oligomerization. Gene Ontology annotation, cellular component: mitochondrion. The record is from RefSeq and is a predicted model, not a curated record. NCBI's taxonomy places the organism in Eukaryota, Fungi, Ascomycota, Dothideomycetes, Mycosphaerellales, Mycosphaerellaceae.
AUGCGCUCCCAAAUAGCCCAACAGAUGAGACGAGCUGUCACAACUACAUGCGCCAGAACACCUCCAGCCCGCACACCCUUCAUCUGUGCAAACUGCCGUGUGCAAGUCGAAAGAGGCGUCCCAUCCCCUCGAGCAUUUACCAUUUCCUCCCAACACAGACAAAACUCCAGCGACAAACCUCGAAUACCCGAAACCCACUACGACUUCUUCCCAGAAACAUUCCCUCAAGGCCCACCACCCAGCGCCUCCUUCUCGCCCGAUCUCCGCCAAUUGCGCAAGGAAUUCCUACAACUGCAAUCAAAAGCACAUCCGGAUCUCGCUCCUCCAGAUCAGAAAAGACAUGCUGAAGCACUGAGCAUGCGUAUCAAUGAGGCGUAUAAAACUUUACAGGACCCUCUGCGGCGGGCACAGUAUCUUCUGGCGCAGAGGGGAAUAGAUGUGGAAGAUGAAUCGGCAAAGCUUUCGGAAAGUGCCCUGUUGAUGGAGGUCAUGGAAGCCAGGGAGGCUGUGGAUGAGGUGGAGAACGAGGAGGAUCUUGUUGCUUUGCGAGCGGAGAAUAAUGCUCGGAUAGAGAAUAGUGUGGCCGUGCUUGAGGAUGCCUUCGCCAGGGAAGAUUUGGAAGCCGCGGCGCAGGAGGCGAUCAAGUUACGGUAUUGGUGUAAUAUUGCAGAGAGUAUACAAGGAUGGGAGAAGGGAGUCGGUGGUGGGGCAAUACAUCAUUGA